CGUCAACGAAGUUAACGAACAGGCACCGCCCGGGGCCGCCCAACCGCCCACUAAUUAUCCGCUUCCGGGGUUUCUGCCAUCAGAAAUCCAAUCUCGCGACCAUUACAGAGGCAAAGACCGCCCUAGAAAUGGAGAUCGAGUCGCCUCGCUCACCCAAACGGCGGCGCAUUCUCGCUUCCAUCAACCCUCCAGACAGCGACGUCGAAGACGACGACGACGACGCAGCCAAAAGAAGGCGCAAGCGCCAUCGCAAACCGUCAGCCUCCGUUUCUGCCUUUGGCAGCGAUGACGACCGGGAGCCCUACGCCAACGAUCACGACAUGCCGGCUAAGCGCCCAAAUGAGAAACAAGAAGACCGCGAUGGCACGGCACCAAGACCAACCAAGUUCCGCUUCAAAUCAAAACACUCUCAUCGGUCCUCCUCCAGACGCCAGCGCGAAGAAGGCGACGACGAUCUAGACGACCGCCCCCGCCGUCACCGCCAUCAUCACCGCCAUCGAUCCUCAGACAGAGAUGGGGCAGACAGCGAAAAGCCCCGCCGCCACCACCACCGCCGCCGACACCACCGUCCGCGCUCGCCCUCCCAGUCAAGAGCCCAGACAAGAAAGGCCAACCCGUUUGAGCAAGAACAAGCUCUCGAUCCAGAAACAGCCUUUCGCGAAUCCCUCUUUGACGCCCUCGCAGACGACGAAGGCGCCGCUUACUGGGAGGCCGUCUACGGCCAGCCCAUCCACAUCUACGCUCCCCCGACUUCCCAAAGAGGAGGGAGCAACAGCAAUAAUGGCGGCGGCGGCGGCGGCGAGUUGGAGCGCAUGAGCGACGAAGAGUACGCGGCGUACGUGCGGCAAAAGAUGUGGGAGCGGACACACGCAGGCUUGCUGGAGGCGCGGGCGCGGCGGGAGCGGGAGCGCGAGGAGGAAGCGCGGCGCGCCGAGGAGGCACAGCGCAUCGCCCGCGAGAUGGAGAGGAGUCUGGCGCGCGGGGAGGAAAGGCGCCGCAGGAAGGCCUGGCGCGAGCAGUGGGACCGGUACACGACCCGCUGGGCGGAAUGGGACGCCGAGGGUGGAGGUGGUGGAGUGGAAGGGAUUCCUUGGCCCGGGGAGGAUCGUUGCUCUGCAGAGGGGGUCAGGGCCUUCUUUGUCAACGGUUUGGGAUUGCAGGAGGUUGGAGAGAAAGAGUUCCUCGCGCGCUUGAAGGAGGAGAGGGUCAGGUGGCACCCGGACAAGAUCCAGCAGCGGCUUGGGGGCAAGGUGGAUGAGGAGGUCAUGCGGAAGGUGACGGGCAUUUUUCAGGCCGUGGAUGCGUUGUGGAAUGAUACCCGGAGGAACGCUAGUUAGGCGCAAAGGGCGCUAGCAAGUUGAUACAGACUUGCCUUUGCUUUGGAUAAUACCAAGUGCAUCAUGCCUUCCUUCCUUCAGCAUGGACUGCCAAAUCCAGCGGUGCGAUUAGGAAGAAGCAGGCAUGUACCUGCUGUUAGUUUAGCCCAAUUUUGUCACGUUAAAAUUGUCCUCUCGACUACCCAUCUUAACAAUUUGGCCGCUCAGUACCUAUCGUGCCAAAGAGGAUGCUUCCACCUCUCGUCAGCAGGCAUGAAAUCGGGGCAGGUAC
Molecule: messenger RNA, 1608 nt
Organism: Canariomyces notabilis
Lineage: Eukaryota; Fungi; Ascomycota; Sordariomycetes; Sordariales; Chaetomiaceae
Exons: 1
Coding region: 129-1337 (402 amino acids)
Biological process (GO): canonical NF-kappaB signal transduction
Source: RefSeq, a predicted model, not a curated record